Messenger RNA from Phaeodactylum tricornutum CCAP 1055/1, 1506 nucleotides. RefSeq lists its product with no specific name. Gene Ontology annotation, molecular function: 2 iron, 2 sulfur cluster binding. The transcript has a single exon. The record is from RefSeq and is a predicted model, not a curated record. Lineage: Eukaryota; Bacillariophyta; Bacillariophyceae; Surirellales; Neidiaceae. The coding region runs from base 67 to 1506 and encodes 479 amino acids.
GACAAGCCAUUGCUUGAUAUAGUCCAAAAGACUCUCGGAAUUGGUUUCCUCUCUCUCUAUAAAUAUAUGCGUGUGUUCGUUCUCUAUAUCGUCGUAUCUACCAUGGUAGCGGACGCUUGGUUGACUGGUAGUCCGCAGACUUUCCGUAGACAAUCUGUGCCACGGUCACUGGCGCCACCGGAUUGUCCCCCCAUACGACAACGACACUGGUCCGAGACCCCCACUACGCCAACCUUUUACAAUAUUGGCGGCGUGCGGACACGAUUCACGACACGAUCCAUUCGUCGGCGUCCACUGACUCGCUGUGACGCGAAAGAUCCGUCCCGCAAACGACGGCGAAGGUCGGAAAUCGACGACGACGACAGCCGUCGCAGUAACGACGAGGACUCGUCCGAGCGACUCGGGAGUCGAGUCAAACGCUUGUUUACACGAGAACCAGCACCGAUACCGGAACCAGUACAGCCCGAGAAGUCUUCCGGAGGACUGUUUCGUAAUUUGUUUCCCAAGAGCGGGAACGACGUGGUUGAAAAGGAAGUCGCCCGACAAAACAGCAAGCGCCAGAAAACUGCCCCAAAGAAGACAAUAAGUGUUUCCAAAAGGGUCAGUAAAAGUCAAAGCUUGACCAAAGCUUCCAACGUGCGGCAGCGGGAAUCCAAAGAAUCGCAAUCGAGUGUCGAUGGUUUCCUAGCCGGCACUGCGGGUCGAUGGCAAAGUCUCUUUAACUACACCGACACGAAGAAAGCGACACCGGGGGCGGAUGAAGAUUCAGACGACUCAAAAAAGAGCGCAAUGACUCGGAUCUUGGGCGUCUUUUCCUCUCGUAACAACACAUCGUCAUCCGACGAAAACGUUGUGGCGUUGGGAGGUAAGAACUCCACCAAUCCAUUAUCGGUUCUGCAAAACUACAUACAGUCCUUCAGUUUCGGUGGAGACGGAAGCGACGGUACCGGUGGAAAAUCGAAAGGUGCUGACGAAGAAUGGUUCGAUGUUUUUCCGAAAACCCGCAUUUCCCCUGGUGAAAUGGUACCCGUCACCGUGGCGGGCUUGGAUUUACUCGUUAUCGCGGCCGCGGACGGACGGACCUUGUACUGCCUGGCCAAUUCGUGUCCCCAUUUGGGGACGCCACUCGAGACGGGCAAACUCGUGCGAUUACCCGUGGAAGAGUCCACGACAAGUUUUAUAGAGUCGUACUCCGAAACGGAUGUUUCCAACAGUAAAGGCCCCGACAGUGGCUUUUUUACCGAACUCGAAGUCAGCUCGAUACUUCAGAAGGAUGGUUGCGAAGAUUGCAUUGUUUGCCCGUUGCACAAGACAGCAUUUGCCCUCGGGUCGGGCCAGGUCCGGGGAGAGUGGUGUCCCUAUCCUCCCAUUCUAGGCAAGAUCGUAGGGGCCGUCAAGCCCCCCACCGCGGCGGCAGUCUUUGACGUCCGAACCCGCGGCAAAAAUGUACAAGUCCGUCUCAAUACGCCGCUUCUGCAGCUCGGUCGCCCGGACCGUCAACAAUAA